AUGACCAAGGACGAGAGAAUCGCCGCCAUCGACGCCAUUGCUGAGGACCCCUCUGUCACGCUGGAGAGCUUUGCACAUCUGGAUAUCAACAAGAUCUUGCGAAAGAUUGAUAUGCGAUUGGUACCCAUGUUAACUAUCUUGUAUCUCUUGAGUUUUCUAGACCGCGGAAACAUCGGAAACGCAAAGAUUGAAGGAUUGGCCGAGGAUCUAAAACUCACCGGUGCAGAAUAUAAUUGGUGCCUGACAGCUUUCUUCUUUACAUAUUGUGCUUUCGAGGUACCGAGUAACAUGUUGUUGAAGAAACUUAGACCUUCAAUCUGGUUGCCGUCGAUUAUGGUGGCAUGGGGUAUUGUCAUGACCUUGAUGGGUUUAGUAAAGGAUUUCCACGGUUUGCUCAUCGCAAGAAUCUUCUUGGGCGUGACUGAAGCAGGACUGUUCCCUGGAGUCGUUUUUUAUAACACCAUGUGGUAUUGUCGUUACGAGGUCCAGGUCCGACAGGCGUACUUCUUUAGCGCGGCAAGUGUAGCAGGAGCUUUCUCCGGACUGUUAGCUUAUGGCAUCUCGUACAUGGAAGGCGUGGGAGGACUGGCAGGAUGGCGAUGGAUCUUCAUCCUCGAAGGCUUGCUCACUUUCCUCGUUGCAAUCGUCGCUUACUUUGUUCUUGUCGAUUACCCCGAGACGGCCUCGUUCUUAACUGUCGAGGAGCGUGCCUUCAUCACAUAUCGUCUAAAGUAUGAUGGACAAGAUGCCAACACCGAACACGGAUAUCGCGUCGCUCAAACAGAUCGCUCUGACAAGAAGUUCUUGUUCGCUGCUUUCCGUGACUGGCAAAUCUGGGUCAACAUCGUCGUAUAUUGGGGUUAUGUCUGUCCACUGUACGGUAUCUCGCUGUUCUUGCCUACGAUCAUCAAAGAGCUUGGGUACAAGACGACGACAGCACAGCUGCUGACUGUCCCAAUAUACGUCGUUGCUUCUGCUAUUACGAUUGCUGUAGCAUACGCGGCUGAUCGUAAGCGACUUCGCUCGCCAUGGAUCCUUGUCGGCUUGUGCUUCCAGGCUAUCGGCUUCAUUAUGUGCAUAUCGACUAGCCAUCCCGGCGUCACGUAUGCAGGUAUUUUUAUUGCUGCUUGCGCGUUGUAUCAAUGUCAGCCAAGCAACAUCACCUGGCUGAGCAACAACUUGUCUGGAAGUUACAAAAGGGCUGUCGGAAUGGGUAUCCAGAUCAGCGUUGGCAAUUUGGCUGGUGCCCCGCUAACACGCUUGAUAGCGAUGGCAUCAAACUUCUAUCGUAGCACCGACGCUCCAAGAUACAUCCUUGGCCACGGUCUUGAGAUUGGCUUCAUUUGUAUGGGUAUUGUGGCUCUUCUGAUUCAAGUCUUCAACUAUCGGCGCAUCAACAAGCAAAGAGAGGCUUCAUUAACAGCCGGCGAAGCCGAGAAUUUUACUCCUGAGGCACUUGGAGAUCUGGGUGAUAAAGCUGUGACGUACCGGUACACGCUCUGA
Aureobasidium pullulans EXF-150 is the source of this 1503-nucleotide messenger RNA. Its product is annotated as MFS general substrate transporter. Gene Ontology annotation, molecular function: transmembrane transporter activity. The coding region runs from base 1 to 1503 and encodes 500 amino acids. Lineage: Eukaryota; Fungi; Ascomycota; Dothideomycetes; Dothideales; Saccotheciaceae. Gene Ontology annotation, cellular component: membrane. The record is from RefSeq and is a predicted model, not a curated record. Gene Ontology annotation, biological process: transmembrane transport. The transcript has 7 exons.